This is a messenger RNA of Spinacia oleracea (spinach), 357 nucleotides long. Its product is annotated as 40S ribosomal protein S5-like. Gene Ontology annotation, biological process: translation. The coding region runs from base 1 to 357 and encodes 118 amino acids. The transcript is spliced from 2 exons. The record is from RefSeq and is a predicted model, not a curated record. NCBI's taxonomy places the organism in Eukaryota, Viridiplantae, Streptophyta, Magnoliopsida, Caryophyllales, Amaranthaceae.
AUGAAGCGUUUCAGGAAGGUUCAGUGCCCUAUUGUUGAGAGGUUGACCAACUCUCUUAUGAUGCACGGACGCAACAAUGGAAAGAAGCUUAUGGCUGUUCGCAUUGUGAAGCAUGUCAUGGAAAUUAUCCACCUUUUGACUGACUUGAACCCCAUCCAAGUUGUUGUUGAUGCCAUCAUCAACAGUGGACCAAAAGAAGAUGCUACCAGAAUUGGUUCUGUUGGUUCUGUGAGGCGUCAAGCUGUUGAUAUCUCACCACUUAGGCGUGUUAAUCAGGCAAUCUAUCUUCUGACAACUGGAGCUCGUGAGAGUGCUUUCAGGAACAUUAAGACCAUUGCCGAGUGCCUAGCUUGCUGA